AUGAAGUUCACAACAAUUUUUGCUCUGCUAAGUGCUUCAAUGGUUUCGGCCAAGAUCUCUCGUCAACCAAAGUCUCCCAACAAUCCAAAAGGAAAAUAUGUAUCAGAACUAUUGCAGGGUGCCAAGCCAACCAAGAAUUCCCAGCUUGAGCGAAGGCUGGAUCAAAACUAUGAGGUCGAUAUUUCUCAGUAUUCUGUCAAAUUCCAAAAGUGUCAAUUUGUCAAGUCUUACGAUGAUGAUCUAGCUGCUGAUGAAGACAUGCCAACAGUUCUUGCCACAAAGAGAUUUAUCGUCUUCCGACUAUGCCCUGACAACAACUGCGAAAGUUGCAGCAACGGCUACGGUGAAUAUCUUGUUGAUCUAGAAACAUACCUCGCCGCUACUGUUGAUUACCAAAAGGGAAUUCAACAAGCGAUGUGCAAUGCUUGCCAGAACAACUGUGUCUUUGAUGAUGAUCAAUACAACAAUAAUGGCGACGACGAUGGGGCCCAACGCAAGUUGGAAAAUUACCCGUACUCACUCAACUGCAAUACUUGCUACGAAGAAUGUAGUAAAAUUGAGAACAUGGAAAAGAAUGGAUACAGAGACGCAACGGACUUCUUGGAAUGUACAGUGAUCCACGAUCCUGAAGACGAUGACAAGACCGCACUGUAUGCUGGUCCAAUGUGCGCAAGUUCUGGCUACAAGAUUAAGAUUGGAGUUUUCACUGAUCAAUACUGUAGCAUUCUGGACGCGGACAAGGAUGUUGACGACUACCUCAUGAGCGAUGAUGGAACUCAAUCAAAGCUUUCUCAUGCUCUAUUGAAGACUGUGUACACCGAUGGCUACUGUGUAUCAUGUGCAGCAUACAACAACGGAAAUGAUGAUGGUGGUCAAGCAAACGAUAUGUGUGACGAGCUCUACCAAGAAUCAGCCAAGUGCGAAAAGGCCCAUGGCUUUGAUAAUGGAUAUGCCAACUACGACAGUGAUUACCAAAAUCAGCUGGCACAAGAAGAAAUCGUGUGUGAUUUCAUUGAUUCUAUCAAGGCAGGAAGCUACGAUGACUACGGUGAAAUCGUUGUCACUGGUGCCAACCUCUCAAGCAGUGGAACAACUACAACCAGUGGUCAAAAGCUUGCCCUUUCAUUUUUUGUCUUUGGCACCAUUGGGCUUGCUUUCUACGCCGGAAAGCUGCACCGAGAGCUCACGAAAGGAAUUGGACCGGGUCCUGGACUUGCAGAGCAAGGUGGAACUAUGGCGUAA
This is a messenger RNA of Cylindrotheca closterium, 1242 nucleotides long. Lineage: Eukaryota; Bacillariophyta; Bacillariophyceae; Bacillariales; Bacillariaceae. The record is from the annotation of a GenBank genome assembly.